Messenger RNA from Hyalella azteca, 2886 nucleotides. Its product is annotated as serine/threonine-protein phosphatase PGAM5, mitochondrial. Gene Ontology annotation, cellular component: mitochondrion. Lineage: Eukaryota; Metazoa; Arthropoda; Malacostraca; Amphipoda; Hyalellidae. The transcript is spliced from 6 exons. The record is from RefSeq and is a predicted model, not a curated record. Gene Ontology annotation, biological process: positive regulation of mitochondrial fission. The coding region runs from base 248 to 1105 and encodes 285 amino acids.
AUCAUUCUAGGUAACUCCACAGCGAAAAUUUUCCCUAUUGCUACCUUUUCUGCAAUUUGCUCUGUAGUUUAAAUUCCUUCAGCAAUUCCCAAACGCUUUUCCUCAUUCUCUUGUAGGAAAAUUUCCAGUUACAGUUUUUGAGUGUGGCCGCUUGAAUUUUUGUCAGCAUCUAUUUCUGAAUUUUCUCAGCGUUCAUUUCCCACUAUUUAAUAUAUCACUUCACUUGUAAGUAAGAGUCGAGCACGCAAUGUUCUCUCGGUUACGCCCGUUGGGUGUGGUAGGGUUAGGUGUAGGUGGUGUGGUUGUGGGAUACUUGGCAGGUAACCACAAGACCGUCGCUCACAACUCCUGGACUACAAAUUUCAAGCCUACCACACCGUGGGACUGGAACUGGGACAGAAGAGACCCCAGCAGUUUGAUCGAGCCCACCACCAAACCAGACGGCACACUGAACAAGUCUGCCCUGAAAAAGAACGAGACAGAUGACGAGAAGACCGAGCGCGCCACAUGCAAGGCGACUCGCUACAUCCUCCUGGUCAGACACGGCCAGUACAAUCUGGACGGCGCGACGGAUAAGGAACGAACUCUCACUCAGCUCGGUGAAGAGCAAGCUCGGCUGACCGGAGAGCGUCUCAAUGAGCUCGACUUGCCCAUCACUCGCCUCGUUUACUCGACCAUGACCAGAGCGACUCAGACCGCGCAAAUUAUGAUGAAGCAUAUGAAGCAACAGAUCGAUACAGUGGAGACCAGCGACUUGCUGAGGGAGGGCGCUCCUAUCCCUCCUGAGCCCCCCCUGGGAGGCUGGAAGCCAGAGCGUCAUCAGUUCUUCGCGGACGGCGCGCGCAUUGAGGCCGCCUUCCGCAGCUACAUGCACAGGGCGCCGCCCUCUCAGACCACCGACUCGUACGAGGUCAUCGUGUGUCACGCUAACGUCAUCAGAUAUAUAGUGUGCAGGGCGCUGCAGUUCGUGCCUGAAGGCUGGCUGCGAAUGAGCCUCCACAACGGCUCUGUGACGAUGCUCGUGAUCAGGCCGGACGGCCGCGUCUCCAUCAGACAGCUGGGCGAGUGCGGCCACAUGCCUCCUAACAAACUCUCCCUCACGUGAUAACUUCAGUUUUGUGUAUGAUUAGUCUCUCAAAACAUUGACCUGUGUCACGCUUACCACACAACAAACUCUCCCUUACAUGAUGAGUUAAUUUAGUAGCUCGUGAUGUCUUUUAGUUAUGAUUAGUCUCUCUAAACACUGACCUGUGUCACGCUUACCACACAACAAGCUCUUCCUUACAUGAUGAGUUAAUUUAGUAGCUCGUGAUGUCUUAAGUUAUGAUUAGUCUCUCUAAACACUGACCUGUGUCACGCUUACCACACAACAAGCUCUUCCUUACAUGAUGAGUUUAGUGUAAUACUGCAGUUCAGUAGCUCGUUACUAGUCUCUCCAAACAUCGAAUAGAAACUUUAAAUACUGCCGUUUCAGUAUAAAAUCUUGGUUGUACCAUAUCAUUCUAUUCAUUCAUGUUAGUGAUAAGUUAGAUAUUCUUUCAAACAAUUUUUGUUUCGGUGUCCUCUUACUUAGUAUCCUGCUCUCUGUUUUUGUUUAGUGUAAACAUCUCAAUCCUACAAGAACGUGACACCAUUUUUGCCAAGUGCUAAGUUGGUCCGGCAAGCCUUUAUAUGAUGCUAUGGUCCGAGAUUGCUGUUGCUUCCGAAUUAAAUUUUUAUCUAAAACUAAAUAGGUAAACUUCAAAGCAUGCUUGUGAUUGUUUACGUUUUUCUUUUUCGAAAUUUAUGUUCAGUUUUAUUCGCGAAAUUCCGCUGUGUUUGAGUAUCAAUCAAGAGCUAAUUUUGAUGAUAUCGAGAAUUGCAGAUGGUGUGGGUUUAAUGAUGAUGAUUAUAAUUGUUGACGUUGUGUUCUUGGUAAUGGUUGCCAAUGAAUGUAUUUUUGGUGACGAAUGAUGUUAACUCAUUUAUCAACUCCCAAGACUGUGUUAAGUGAUAUGCUAUCGAUUUCGGCUACUUUAAUUUUUACAAGUUAAUGAUUUGACAAUUUGACAUUUGUUAUCAUUUACAUCGAAAUUCUAUUUUGCUUUGUCAUUAAGAUAUGCCGUGUUCGUACUUUUUCUUGAACGUUAGUUUUUCCUGGAGUGUACAUAUGUGGUGCACGUCGCAAUCAAAUAUCUACGAAAACAUGGUGAUGACUAUUGCUCAUAUUUCAAGGCUUGACUGAAAUGGUGAUGUAUGCAUGCAUGGUGCAGAGGGUUGCUGCAUGGAAUGGCUUCACUCGUUAGUCGCCCACAUCUUACUACGCUUGACUCUGCAGCUGUCAUUUCUACGUCAUUACGUAUUAAUUUCUCAUUUUAGUUAUUCAAAUCGCUCACUUCUGGCAGGAAUUAUCUGUUUAUUCUCAAGUUUUAGAUUUCUGUAUAACAUGCAGUUAUUUUUAAGACGCCUUCUUUUCUCGCUGUUCUUUUCACCUGCUCUCACAUUUAUUUCUAAAAUUUAAUGAAAAAUUGAUGUUAUUAUGUGUCUGUCGUAGCCCCACUGAGCAAAAGUGUCGAUUCAUCGCAAGGUUCGUUGCGUCUCAACUUCUUCCGAUUGUUGCCUGGCAACAUAUGGGCAAUGUUAUCUAUAUGAACCCUUGGCAGAUUGCCUAGGUCCAAUAGAAGCUAAAGCCUGUAAAAUUAUAAGUUGGUAAAAUUAUACAGUCUGACAAGAGUUACUCGUCCAUCUGGUAUUUAUUUUCUGGUUCGAAACUGACCCCGUGAUAGACGGGUUUAGUGAUAUUGUUUCUUCAACUAAAGCUGGUCUUGUGUCUGUUGGCUUGCAGUGAGUUAAUUAGCUAAUGGGAACGAGUGAUCUCAGCAGGCAUUAAUUAAACGUGAAAAUUUU